GCUCUCAAACGGCGAUGCCCCAGUGGCCGACCGCGUGAAGUCCCUGGAGAAGGACCCUGAACUGGCCAGUGUCUUCGAGGACAUCAAGAAGAACGGCAUGGAAGCGGCCAUGAAGUACUACCAGGAUGAAGAGCUGAUGCUGAAGAUCUCCCAGAAGAUGGGUGGCCUGCCUUCUGAUCUCCAGCCGGAGCUCAUGCUGAAGAUUUCUCAGAAGAUGGGUGGCCUUCCUUCAGAGCUGCAGCCGGCUGCAAAGAACGGAGAUCUUAAGGCCGUGCAGGACUUCCUGAACAAAAAGAAGCCGCUGGACUCCCAGGAUCACAAGGGCAUCACCGCUCUGGGCUAUGCCAUUGGCGGGGACCUAAGAGCAGCGUGA
Messenger RNA from Symbiodinium pilosum, 373 nucleotides. The record is from the annotation of a GenBank genome assembly. Lineage: Eukaryota; Dinophyceae; Suessiales; Symbiodiniaceae.